UAAAAGAGUAUAUAAAGAAGAGGAACCGAAGUAUUUAAUAUCAUAAUAGUUGAUAAAUUUGAUUCUAAAUCUAUUCUUCAAAUUGGUGUUAACUCGAGUAAAAAUCAUGAACCGAUUUUUAGCUAUUACUUUUGUCGUCGUCAUCUCAUCAUGCUAUGGUGAUGCUUUUUGGAGUGGAUCUAAAUUUGGAGAUUGGGCUAAAGGAAUGACUCCUUGUGAUAUUUGCAAACGUGAAGUCGUAGCGGAUAUAACUGAUUUAAGAUUAGCUCGAAAUCAGUUCUUACCUGAGCUUAAGGAACGUUGUGGUCUACACCCAACACCUGAAGGAUCUUGCGACUCUUAUGUUAAAGUAUUCGAGGCUUCAUUUGACCUUCUUAUCGAACGACAAAGCAGAGUUCAAGGACUUUGUGCUUACUAUGGUGUCUGUGAGUCUAAUUCAACCCUCGACAUUAGUUUACCAAAUCUUCCCGUUGCUCCAGUUACUCCCAAACAAAAUCCUCCCAAAGUUUAUGACGAGGCCGUUUGUAAGGAAUGUAAGGAUAUUACCGCUGCAGUCACUUAUGGUGGUGCUGGAAACUAUGCUAACACUUUUGCCGCUCUGGCAGAAAAUGGUUGUUUAUCGUGGGCUAAAACUGAUGCGGUUCCAAGUGAAGAAGAUUACAAGAAAUGUUCUGAUCUUAACUCAGUUUAUUUCAAUUCAAUCACCGAUAAUAUGAUCGACAAAACCACUCAGAACUAUUUGUGUUGGGAUCUUUUCGAUGUUUGUGAACCAACAGAAAAAUCAAGCGAAUUGAAAUUACCAUACGGACAAAAAUUAACCAACUAAUUGAACUACGAUAAUUAAAUGUAUCAAUCAUUGAGACUCGAUUUGAAUUAUUAAUAAAAGAAAGAAAUAU
Panonychus citri (citrus red mite) is the source of this 896-nucleotide messenger RNA. RefSeq lists its product as uncharacterized. The transcript has 2 exons. The record is from RefSeq and is a predicted model, not a curated record. Lineage: Eukaryota; Metazoa; Arthropoda; Arachnida; Trombidiformes; Tetranychidae. Bases 107 to 826 code for a protein of 239 amino acids.